AUGGUGUAUUCAAGCGGGACUUGUUCGGGUUCGGAUUUGAUCAAUCAGAAGAAGAAGAAGAGAAUGGAAUCGAACCGGGAAUCCGCGAGGCGGUCCAGGCUGAGAAAGCAGCAGCAUUUGGAUGAUCUGACGGCUCGGUUGGCGGAGCUCCGGCGACAAAAAGAUCGGAUUUCGAUCGAAUUAAGCGCCACCAAAGAGCAAACUGUGAGUGUGGAGGCUGAUAACUCAGUGUUGAAGGCUCAGCUGGUGGAGCUCACACACAGGCUUCAAUCCCUUAGAGGGAUUUUGAGCUACAUCAGUUCUCCGGCGGAUGCCGCCGCCUCCGGCAGCGGCGGCGCCGGAAGCUGCAUGGCUGUUGGGGAAGAGGAGUUUGAAUAUGGGGAGGGGUUGGUGAACUAUCCAUGGGGUUUGAUGGAGAUUAAUAAACAGUAUCCCAUUAUGGCCUCAUCUGCUGCUGAGAGGUUUGAUUGUUGAGGCGGGGGGGGGGGGGGGGGGGGGGGGUCUAAAGAUUUUGUUUCGAUAAAAGGGUGAAUUGUGGAAAUAUAAUUAUGUAUAGGGUAAUUUUGUUUUAGUUUAAUUAAUAUAAAAAUUAAAUUAGGGUUUAGAUGGAGUUCCUGAUGGGGAAUAUAUAUGAAAACCACCUUAAUAAUAUAUAUAUAUAUAUAUAUAUAGAAGAAUUAUGGACAAGUGGCUUUCAUGUGUGAACAUGGCUUCUCGUGGCAAUAUUGAAUACAUGUAUAAUAUUUUGGGACUUUUUUUUGGUCUUUUUUUUAAAUUUUUGUAUGGAGCUUUUAAGUUGUGUUUAUGUAUAUAUAUAUAUAUAUAUAUAUUUGUAUUGAUGUAGAUUGGGAAUUGAAUGUAUUCUUAAAUAUUAAUGAAAGGGUUUGUAUGCAUUGAGUUCAAACUUCGAC
Molecule: messenger RNA, 911 nt
Organism: Andrographis paniculata
Lineage: Eukaryota; Viridiplantae; Streptophyta; Magnoliopsida; Lamiales; Acanthaceae
Product: bZIP transcription factor 44-like
Exons: 1
Coding region: 1-474 (157 amino acids)
Biological process (GO): positive regulation of DNA-templated transcription
Cellular component (GO): nucleus
Molecular function (GO): transcription cis-regulatory region binding; DNA-binding transcription factor activity
Source: RefSeq, a predicted model, not a curated record